GCCGGAUUAUGACGUCACGUGUGGUUGGCAGUGACAGAGUUGCUGACAUGGAGGGGAGAGACGGUUCAGAUCCAGGGGGAGCGAUGUCUGUCAGGGAUAUGCUGCGGGACGAAUGUUACACAGACUUUUUGCAUGAUGAUUUUGAUGUUAAAACAUACACCUCCCAGUCCAUUCAUCAGGCUGUGAUUGCAGAGCAGCUUGCAAAGCUUGCUCAAGGCAUCAGUCAGUUGGAUAAAGAAUUGCAUUUUCAGGUAGUUGCACGACAUGAAGACCUAUUGGCACAAGCAACUGGUAUGGAGUCUCUAGAAGGCGUUCUUCAGAUGAUGCAGGCUAGAAUUGGUGCUUUGCAAAGUGCAAUUGACAGAAUAAGAGCAAAGAUUGUAGAUCCUUAUAACAAAAUUGUGUCCCGCACUGCACAGCUGGCACGCCUUCAGUCUGCUUGUGAUUUGCUGCGGAGAAUUAUACGCAUCUUGUAUCUUAGUAAGAGGCUUCAGGGCCAGCUGCAGGGCGGCAGCAGGGAGAUAACUAAAGCUGCACAGAGUCUUAAUGAACUGGAUUACCUUUCUCAAGGCAUGGAUCUCUCAGGAAUAGAAGUUAUCGAGAAUGAUCUGCUGUUCAUUGGUAGAGCUCGUCUAGAAGUAGAAAACCAAGCCAAACGUUUACUGGAGCAAGGGGUGGAGACCCAGAAUCCAACACAAGUCGGAACAGCACUUCAAGUGUUCUACAACCUGGGAGCUCUAAAAGGUGUCAUUACCAGUGUAGUGGAUGGUUAUUGUUCAGCAUUAGAUGAGAAUAUCAACAAUGCUUUGGAUAUCAAAGUUCUAACACAGUCAUCACAAGCUGUCCAAAGAGGUGCUCCAGGUCGUGCAGCUAUGCCACAACCAGGAAACACAGCAGCAUUUCGAGCUGCACUUUGGACGAAUUUGGAGAAAUUAAUGGACCAAAUCUAUGCAGCCUGUGUCCAGGUGCAACAUCUUCAGAAAGUUUUGACGAAGAAGAGAGACCCUGUGUCCCAUGUUUGCUUUAUUGAUGAAAUCGCAAAGGAUGGACAAUCUGAUAUUCUGUACAUAUUUUGGAAUUCAGUUACGCAAACCCUUUCCUCACAGUUUGAAAGGGCUACAAAUUCUUCCACUUUCCUGAAACAGGCUUUUGAAGGGGAGUACCCUAAACUGCUAAGGCUAUACAACGAUCUGUGGAAACGUCUUCAGCAAUAUAGCCAAAAUCUACAGGGCUCAUUUGCGAGCAGUGGAAACUCUGAUCUUGUGCCUGAGUUGCAACAAAUUGAAGAUGACACACAAGACGGUUUCAUGCUGAAGAAACCAGAUCUCGAUCCAGAGAAAACACUGAAAGAUUCACUGCAGCCCUAUGAAGCAGCAUACCUGUCCAAAUCUUUGUCUCGUCUGUUUGAUCCCAUCAACCUUGUCUUUCCACCUGGGGGCCGCAAUCCCCCUUCUCCAGAUGAACUUGAUAGCAUCAUUAAAACUAUCGCAAGUGAACUGAAUGUGGCUGCUGUGGAUCCAAACCUUGGCAUUGCUGUCUCCAGAAAUGUGGCCAAGACCAUACAGCUUUAUGGUGUCAAGUCAGAACAACUUUUGUCCACUCAAGGAGAAGCAAGUCAGGUAAUAGGUCCUCUUACAGAAGGGCAAAGAAGAAAUGUGGCAGUAGUGAAUUCACUGUACAGGCUACACCAGUCAGUGCACAAGGUUAUUUUGGGUCAGAGUUUACUCCCAGCUGCUGCAGAACAGAAUAUAAAAGCUGCCAUGAAGGUAGUGGAUAAUCUUAUGGGUAAUGCUGUACAACCUUUGCUCAAUUCUGUAAACGACUCAGUGGAGGCCAUUAUUAUCACCAUGCAUCAAGAAGAUUUCUCAGGGAACUUGCUAAAUUCAGGAAAGCCAGAUAUUCCCUGCUCCUUGUACAUGAAGGAAUUGCAGGGAUUUAUUACAAGAGUAAUGAGUGACUAUUUCCGUCAUUUUGAAUGCUUUGAUUUUGUAUACGACAAUACUGAACAAAUUGCUCAAAGAGCAAUAGAGCUUUUCAUACGCAAUGCUAGCUUGCUGCGGGCACUGGGUGAAGGAGGGAAGAUGAGGCUGGCUGCUGACUUUGCCCAGAUGGAAUUAGCAGUGGCUCCCUUGUGCAGAAGAGUGGCUGAUCUGGGAAGAUCAUACAGGCUGUUAAGAUCAUUUAGACCAUUACUGUUUCAGACUAGUGAACAUAUUGCCAACAGCACAUCUGUAGGAGAUAUUAUCCCCUUCAGUGUCAUCCUUCAAUUCCUCUUCACAAGGGCUCCACCAGAACUAAAAUCACCAUAUCAGAGAGCUGAAUGGUCCGUAGCGCGUUACUCGCAAUGGUUGGAUGAUCACCCAUCUGAAAAAGACAGACUGAUUCUCAUUAGAGGGGCGCUGGAGGCUUAUGUGCAGAGUGUGAAAGCCAGAGAAGGCAAGGAAUUUGCUCCAGUUUAUCCAAUCAUGGUUCAGCUUCUUCAGAAAGCAACAUCCUCAUUGCCAUAGACGUCUCAUCAACAACA
Molecule: messenger RNA, 2524 nt
Organism: Nanorana parkeri
Lineage: Eukaryota; Metazoa; Chordata; Amphibia; Anura; Dicroglossidae
Gene: COG5
Product: component of oligomeric golgi complex 5
Exons: 22
Coding region: 9-2507 (832 amino acids)
Biological process (GO): intra-Golgi vesicle-mediated transport
Cellular component (GO): COG complex
Source: RefSeq, a predicted model, not a curated record